Amblyraja radiata (thorny skate) is the source of this 1627-nucleotide messenger RNA. It is a transcript of the gene mettl6, whose product is annotated as methyltransferase 6, methylcytidine. Bases 165 to 1106 code for a protein of 313 amino acids. NCBI's taxonomy places the organism in Eukaryota, Metazoa, Chordata, Chondrichthyes, Rajiformes, Rajidae. The record is from RefSeq and is a predicted model, not a curated record. The transcript has 6 exons.
UGAUCCCUACCGGGUGCUUCGGUAUCUUUUCCGUUAUUGGCGAAUGCUUAUCUUAAAGACUACAUCCACCACUGACUGAGGAUAUUAUAUUCUCCGUCUAGUAGUGGGUGGUCUGGGCCUACUUUAACAGGGACAGCCGCUUGACUGGAAUUUUGAAAAAAACGAUGAAUUAUGAUGUGGAGGCAAAUGGUUCAAGUACUAGUCAAAUGCAUGCAGCAGAAGGAAUGGACAGUUGCUCUCAAGGGAACAACACAAUAACAGCAACAUCUUCCAAAUCAGAAAUCCCGUUACAUGUAACAGGGAAUAGGGGAAGGAUCCUUACCCCGGCAGAAGCAGAAAAGCUCAUGAAAGACCAGAGCUUUGUGUCAGAUUACAAACAAAAAAAACUUGAAAGAGAGGCACAGCGAAACUGGGAUUUGUUUUACAAGAGGAACAGCAUCAACUUCUUCAAAGAUAGACAUUGGACAACCAGGGAGUUUGAAGAGCUGAAAUCAAGUAGAGACCUUGAGCAUCGGCAACUGAUUGUCUUGGAAGCAGGCUGUGGAGUUGGAAACUCUUUAUUCCCUCUGUUAGAGUGUGAUCUGAAUGUUUUCAUUUAUGCUUGCGACUUCUCUCCACGAGCUGUAGAAUUUGUGAAGGAAAAUCGCUUAUAUAACACUGAACGAUGCAAAGCCUUUCAGUGUGAUCUGACAAAAGAUAAUUUACUGGAGAAUGUGCCUGCUGACUCAGUGGAUGUUGUUAUGCUGAUUUUUGUGCUCUCCUCCAUUCAUCCUGAGAAGAUGCAGCUGGCCCUAGAAAAUAUUUAUAAAAUACUAAAACCAGGUGGAUGCAUCUUAUUUAGAGAUUAUGGACUGUAUGACCACGCCAUGCUCAGAUUCAAAUCUGGCCAUAAGCUUGGCCCAAACUUUUAUGUUCGACAAGAUGGAACCAGGUCCUUCUUUUUUUCCGAUGACUAUGUGGCACAACUCUUGGCAUCUUCCGGUUACGAGGUGUUAAUGAACGACUAUGUUUCCCGAGUGACUGUUAAUAAGAAGGAAGAUCUGUGUGUUCCAAGAGUUUUUCUUCAGUGCAAAUUUAAGAAGUCAAAAAAAAUCGCUGAGCAUUGAAGUGAUUUCAACUGCUGAUUUAAAAAAAGGUUUCAAUGUUUCACUUAGACAAACUUUGUAGAACCAGUAGAACUGAAAUGGUGUCUUGCUGAAUUCCAUUCAAUUCAGAGAUACACCACAGAAACAAAUCAUUCAGCCCACCGAGUCCAUGCUGACCCAAGAUGCCCCAUCUCUGCUCGUCCCACCUGCCUGCGUUUGACCCACAUACCUCUAAACCUUUCGUAUCCAUGUACAUGUCUAAAUGUCUUGGAGGAAUAGUAAAGGAAAGUUGGAAGAAUGAGAAGAUCGUUUGUUGCUUUUAUGCUCAUUCCAAUGGCUGACAUGGUGAAAAAUAUUGAAUUUAUUUGAAAGUAUGAUAAUUGCAAAAAGAAAUGUUAAAACAAAUUAUGCGUGUUCCAAGAUUAGAAUUUUAGGAAAUGUUCUAUCACUUGUUUAAUUCACUUUUGUAAAGUGUAUAUGUUGAAGUUUUACAAACUUUCCUCAUACUUUGUUUUAAUAAACUAUAUAUUUUUAAAGUACAA